This is a messenger RNA of Branchiostoma floridae (Florida lancelet), 2157 nucleotides long. Its product is annotated as ragulator complex protein LAMTOR1-like. Gene Ontology annotation, biological process: positive regulation of MAPK cascade; positive regulation of TOR signaling; lysosome organization. The record is from RefSeq and is a predicted model, not a curated record. Gene Ontology annotation, cellular component: lysosome; membrane raft; late endosome membrane. The coding region runs from base 70 to 615 and encodes 181 amino acids. Lineage: Eukaryota; Metazoa; Chordata; Leptocardii; Amphioxiformes; Branchiostomatidae. Gene Ontology annotation, molecular function: molecular adaptor activity; guanyl-nucleotide exchange factor activity. The transcript is spliced from 6 exons.
UGUUGAAGUUGACUACCUCUGCGCUUUAUUUUAUAACCGCUAGAUGGCGCUUUAUAAUGACAUGGAAUCAUGGGACACUCCUCAUGUGACCCCGGCAGUGGAAGAACUUUCAUCAUGGGGUGCUGUUUCAGCAACGAAGAGGACGAACUUUUACCAAACAAGGAGCCCAAUGAGAGAACACAUCUCCUCCACAACCCAGCCAGUAACACACCAAACAGACCCAUAUCUAGCGAUGACUUUGCCAACCACACACCGCCCGGUCCCAAGGGAGACGAACAGUCAGCACUGAACAGAAUCUUACAUCAGACGGCAAAUAAUGUUAUAGAUGUGUCAGCGAUCGACCACCACAGUAUGGAGCAGCAUGAAUACAUGGACAGGGCACGACAAUACAGCACAAGGAUAGCAAUAGUGACCAGUAGUUCAGGGGGGAGGUUGAAGAAGAAGACCCCCCUGCCGCAGGGUACAGCCACCCCCCAGGCCGUGCUGGCUACAGACCCCAUCUCACAGGCUGAUGUACAGUUGAUGAACAAAGCUGCUGCCUAUGCUGCCAGCGCUGUCUCACAAGUCAGGGUGGAGCAUAAAGAAGACCUGGUCGUGCCAUUUGGAAUCCCAUAGUCCUUUCUGUCCAUCAUAUCUGGCAGUGGUUCAUGUUCAGACUUACUAAAACACAUCUCCAUACAGUUCAUAUCAAACAAGCAUCUUAACAUCUGCUUAGCACUUGUAACUUUUGCUAUGAACUGGGUUUAGUUUCAUAUUGUCUGUGUCCUGCAGGCUAAUGAACAUUAUGCAUUUUGUACAUGUGUUUAACCCUACCUUUGCUGACUUGCCAGUGUGCCAUUACCAUGUCCAUGCACAUAGCAUUAGGAGGGUUAAAGAUACUUAAACCUAGAGGUCACUUGGAAAGCGAGGCUGUACUUUGGAUUAAAAGCAUGACGAUUUUUAACGGACUAUGUGUAUAAAAGCAUGAACCAUUGCCACAUUCCAAAAAACCAACUUUCUUACAAGGGUUGAAACUUCUUAUAUGGGGGGUAUCAAGGAACAGAGGGUUUAGAUAGUGCCUCUUCCACUUGUGCAACUUUCUCUGGAAGAUGAGUAUUUUGUGACAAGUUGAGACUUGGGAGUAUGGACUGACACCUUGGGAAGAAAACUGUAGAGGUCGAACCAGUCCUUUUAAGACUGUAAAUUUUGUCAUCAGUGAAGUUAGCUUGAUAUGACAGAACAAAGAACAAUUGUGAAUAUUGUCCAAAACUAAUGUAGACAUGGUAAGAUGAUGCUUGUUUGACAGGAUGUUUUUGUGUUAUAUCAAGUAUCUGUUGAUCAGGCUAUACCAAUGUAAUAACUCGUAUUUGUUUCUUAUAAUGUAUUUGUUUCUUUCCCAAAGAGGAAUCCUUAUAAAACAUAGAUCAGGCCAAACAACCAGUCUAAGUCUAGAGUCUGGGUUUUGUUUGAGUUAUUUUGCUGGCAAUUACAUGUACUGGCCCUCUCCUCUGUAAUUUAUUACUGACUCUAAUUUUUCUGAUUCUGUAUGAAAUAAUAUGAGAAGAAAUUUUCAUUAAUGGUAAAGCAGUCACAACUGAAGGCGUGAAGACAAGAGAAGUCAGAGUUGGACUAUAUACAUAUGCUGUAUAUAUAAAUAUAUAUUAUAUGCCUUCCAGAGCUAGUUUAUACAUGUAUUGAACUAUGCUUGCUUUUAAGCUAGGUUCCUCUUGUGGGCUUAUGCUUAUGAAUUAGCUAGGAAAUUCUGUAAGGCAUGUGCUUGUUACAUUCAAGCUGUAUCAUUUUUGUAGGGAGAAUGUUGAGUUCAGAAUUCUGACAUUACUUUCUGUAUUUGCUUAGCCUUUCAAAUGAAAGCAUGUAGCUGAAGCAGAACUGAAAUUCUCAGUUUUUCCAUUUUUUUUGUGGAAACAUCUUCAAGUCUUCAGAAAUUUCUCCACUUUCUAUUGGAAUGUCAUUGACUUGAUCUUUUUUCAGGUUUUGAAAGGAAGAUAACGUCACAAUGCAGUUAUGGGAAGUGGAAACAUUUCUCAUUGCUUUUGGACUUUGGGGGCUUUCAAGAUGAUUCUGUCUAUAGCACACUGCCCACAGUUAUUUUGCCACUACUGGUCAAACUGCUUUUGAAAGUAUAUAGCAAAAUAAAAAAAAUGAAAACUUCUGUAA